AUGUCUGCUCAAACGUUUGGAGCUUUCAUCACUCAUGAAAGCAGUCCGUCUCCAGUCGUCGUCAGACUCGAUCCUGUUGUCCACCGAGACAAUAUAUCUACGCUUCCCCCAACUGAAUAUGAGUUACAAUGGGGUCAACGAUUGAACGGACCACGAAAGGACCUCUCUCGAGACUCGUCGCCUAUUGGUCGAUCGCUUCCUCAAACCCCUGGCGAGCUCGAACAAAGUCAGCCUCCCACUCCCAAAAGAAGCCACGCCGUAGAAGCCAUUGUCCAAUCUGCGUCCGAUCCGCCGAGAAAUCGCUGGAGGCUGGCAGCGGCCGCUCUUAUGUUCUUUCUCUUAGGAAUAAAUGACGCAGCCACUGGUGCCCUGAUUCCAUAUUUGGAGGAAGAGUACAGUAUCGGCUAUGCAGUCGUGUCUUUGAUUUUCGUCACCAAUGCUGUUGGUUUCAUCUCCAUGGCACCUGUUACUCAGAUCAUAGAGGCACGUCUUGGUCGAUCUGGGUCUUAUAUCAUUGCAACUUCCCUGAUGAGCAUUGGCUAUAUUGCUCUCAUUUGUGCUCCCCCUUUUCCUGUUGUGGUGCUUAGCUUCUACUUUUUGGGUUGCGGAAUGGGCCUGUUUCUGGCUAUGACCAAUGCGUUUGUUGUGAAUCUGUUGAACGGCACCGUCAUUCUCGGAUUUUGCCACGGCCUGUACGGGCUGGGUGGUAUCGUUUCUCCCCUCAUGGCAACAGCAAUGGUGUCCAACGGGGUCCGCUGGUCAUUUUAUUACUUCAUCCCACUUUCUAUAUCGUUAUCGUCCAUUCUAUUCAUGGGAUGGUCUUAUCGGGGCUUUGAAAAUGAUGCUGCUGCACAACUACUUACCACCCUCGAACGCACAGCGUCCCGUCGGGCUGCUGCGGCCUUGGGUGAACGCACCAAAUUAAAACUGCUCAGACGGACACUCAAAAAUCGAACCACUCUUUUGGGUGCUGCCUUCAUCUUUUUCUACCAGGGUGCCGAAGUGGCUAUAUCCGGCUGGGUCAUAUCGUAUUUGAUCCAUUUCCGAAACGGAGACCCUUCGCAAGUCGGUAACGUCACGGCAGGUUUCUGGGGUGGCAUUACCGCGGGACGAUUCAUUCUUACUCAUUUUGCUCACCAGAUGGGAGAAAAACUGGCAGUUAUCCUCCUCAUUACCGGAGCUGCUGUCUUCCAGCUUCUAGUUUGGCUAGUACCCAAUAUCAUUGGGAAUGCCGUGGCAGAGUCCAUCGUUGGCGUCUUCCUAGGACCUGUCUACCCUUGCGCCACCGGAGUCUUUUCCAAACUCUUACCCGUCAACAUUCAAAUCAGCAGUUUGUCCGUGGUGACAUCUAUGGGAUCGUCAGGAGGCGCCCUAGUGCCUUUCAUCACCGGAAUAUUGGCCCAGAAACUGAGUACGGUCGUCCUUCAUCCGGUUGUUCUGAUUUCACUUGCCUCGAUGACAGUCACAUGGCUACUAUUGCCGCGAAUUGGAAAAAGAACGGAAUAA
Molecule: messenger RNA, 1506 nt
Organism: Rhinocladiella mackenziei CBS 650.93
Lineage: Eukaryota; Fungi; Ascomycota; Eurotiomycetes; Chaetothyriales; Herpotrichiellaceae
Exons: 3
Coding region: 1-1506 (501 amino acids)
Biological process (GO): transmembrane transport
Cellular component (GO): membrane
Molecular function (GO): transmembrane transporter activity
Source: RefSeq, a predicted model, not a curated record